UCCUCAAAAAAACCCAUAAACAAUACCCUCUCCUCCUUCCUCUUUUUUAUUUUUUUAUUAUCUCCUCUCACCAAUCAGAGCUCUCUGCUUCCAUCUUCAAAAAUAUAGAAAUUAUAACCAUGAAAGGUGAAUACGGUGACACCAAGAGUGAAACUACCCAGAACAUGUUCUCCAAGCUCCACCAUCAUACCCACAACAACAACAACAACAACAACCCACAACACCAUCACCACCACCCCCAACAGCAGUUCCACCACCAGUUCUCCAACCCUUUUCAGAUAACUCCUGUCAGUCGUGAAUGUCAACAACCUCAGACUUCUGAAGAAGACACUAGCAGCGGCACCGCCACCAAGCCACUCAUUUCCGACCCCAACAACCCCAUCUCCGGCGACGGCGCCACCAUUGAAGUCGUCCGCAGGCCCCGGGGCCGCCCCCCCGGCUCCAAGAACAAGCCCAAGCCGCCGGUCAUCAUCACCCGCGACUCCGAGCCCGCCAUGAGCCCUUACAUUCUCGAAGUCCCCGGCGGCAGCGACAUCGUCGACGCCGUGUCACGUUUCUCCUGCCGCAAGAACAUUGGCCUCGUCAUACUCACCGGCUCCGGAACCGUCGCCAACGUCACUCUACGUCAGCCCUCGUCUACUCCCGGCGCUACUGUCACCUUCCACGGCCGCUUCGACAUCCUCUCCAUCUCCGCCACGUUCCUUCCGCAAACGACGGCGACCGGUCCUAUCCCCAACGGCUUCACCAUCUCUCUCGCCGGGCCGCAGGGCCAGAUCGUCGGUGGACUCGUCGCCGGGGCCUUGAUAGCUGCCGGAACUGUUUACAUCAUCGCCGCGUCGUUCAACAACCCUUCGUACCACCGGCUGCCGGUGGAGGACGUGGAGGCGCCCAGGAACUCGGUUUCAGGAGGGGAAGCUCAGUCGCCGCCGCUCUCGACUGGCGGAGAGAGUGGGGGUCACGCGCCGGCGCAGUCUUGUGGGAUGGCCAUGUACAGCUGUCACUUGCCUACUGAUGUUAUUUGGGCUCCGACUGCAAGACAACCACCGCCUCCGCCACCCUACUGAUCCAUCGAAACAAGUUUUAGUCUCUUUUACUCUCUUUUCUUUCUUGGAAAUGACAUGGGCACUCCAAGAACUACUCACUGCACUCCUGCUACUGCUGCUCUCUCUCACAUACAUACAUGAAGCUAAAGAAGAGUGUAGAUUGUUGUUGUUGGAGUGAUGAUGACAUCUCCUUCUUUCUUUCUUUUUCAUCUUCUGGGUUAAUUUCAUGGGGAAACUUACUGGGAAUUUAGAAUUUAAGCUUGGUUAUUACUUUCAUCUGGGUACUGUUUAAAUUUCCUUUGCAAAUUUUUUGUAUGUUUCAUGUUAAUUAAUCUAGAUGGUAAUGGUGGUAAUGUUAAUGCUAGUGUUUAGUGCUAAUGUUCAUUGGUUUUUGAUUGGAGAAAUUUGAAAUUUUUCAUUGAGUAAUUUGAAAUGCAAUAGAAUGCAUGUGAUUGAGUGUAAAAUGCAUGUGAUCGAGUGGGUUGCAGAGGGGAGUGGUUUGAUGGGUUCGUCAGUUUUGAUGUGUAGUGUG
This is a messenger RNA of Fragaria vesca subsp. vesca, 1575 nucleotides long. RefSeq names its product putative DNA-binding protein ESCAROLA-like. Lineage: Eukaryota; Viridiplantae; Streptophyta; Magnoliopsida; Rosales; Rosaceae. The record is from RefSeq and is a predicted model, not a curated record. The coding region runs from base 120 to 1064 and encodes 314 amino acids. The transcript has a single exon. Gene Ontology annotation, cellular component: nucleus. Gene Ontology annotation, molecular function: minor groove of adenine-thymine-rich DNA binding; DNA-binding transcription factor activity.